This is a messenger RNA of Trichechus manatus latirostris (Florida manatee), 3596 nucleotides long. RefSeq names its product inner centromere protein (gene INCENP). Gene Ontology annotation, biological process: metaphase chromosome alignment; mitotic cytokinesis; meiotic spindle midzone assembly. Lineage: Eukaryota; Metazoa; Chordata; Mammalia; Sirenia; Trichechidae. The record is from RefSeq and is a predicted model, not a curated record. The transcript has 19 exons. Bases 116 to 2884 code for a protein of 922 amino acids. Gene Ontology annotation, cellular component: midbody; nucleus; chromosome passenger complex.
AGCCUGGAGGCCGGGAGCCGAGCGGGUCUGGGCGGGCCCGGGGCUGGCUAGGGAGUCUGCUGGAUUCGGAUCGCAGCAGCACGUAGGAGACGCGGGACAGUCAAACAUCGCUGCCAUGGGGACGACAGCCCCAGGGCCCAUUCACCUGCUGGAGCUGUGUGAGCAGAAGCUCCUGGAGUUUGUCUGUAACGUGGACAAUAAGGACAUGGUGUGGCUGGAGGAAAUUGAGGAGGAAGCAGAGCGCAUGUUCACCAGAGAAUUCAGCAAAGAGCCCGAGCUGAUGCCCAAAACGCCUUCUCAGAAGAACCGACGGAAGAAGAGACGGGUUUCUUCUGUUCAGGAUGAAAAUAGAGACCCAGUUCGGAAAAGGUUAUCCCGCAGGAAGACUCGGAGCAGCCAGCUGAGCUCCCGGCGCCUCUGCAGCAAGGACAAAGUGGAGAAGCUGGCCACGGUGGUGGGGGAGAACGGCUCCGUCUUGGGGCGGCUGACUCGAGCUGCAGCUGCGGCGGCUGCAGCGGCUACUGCGGCCUCAGCUGCUUCCUCCUGCACCCCCGAGUCCCCCAAGGCACUGACCAAGAAUUCCAAGAAUACUCCAGCCCAGUGCCAGCCAGUGCCCUUGGUGGAGAUAGGUGUCAGUGAACGCCAGAGUGCUGAGCAGCACCUCAACCAGCUCAGCUCUGCCCAGGCUCCGUCGCAGGCUCCAGCCUCUCAGGAAAUCCUGACAUCGGACAAGGAGUCGACACCCAAGAAGUCAGAGGCUGGGAGACUGGAGUCUGUCUCUGUGAGCCCCCUGAUGGCCACCCCCCAGGGCCCCAAGGCCCAAGGGGUUGGGGCAGGGCGGUCCGCAUCCAAGCUCAGGAUUGCACAGGCUUCCUCUGUCCCACAUGACAUGCCUAGCUCUCCAGACUCUCCAUGGCAGGAGCAGGUGUUGGCCCCUGUCUUGCCGGAUAACUUCUCGAUGCCGACGGGCUCCCACGCGAACCCAAAGUCAGUGCGGCGCAGCCUGAUUGCCCCGGGUCCCCAGGCCUCGCUGGCCGAUAAGUACUCCCUGGUGGCUAAGCAGGAGAACACCAUCCGAAGGUCUAGCAGAAAGAUUGCCAGCAAAGCCUCCAAAGAGCCAGCCGCUUCCACCCGCAUCAUCUGUCACAGUUACCUGGAGAGACUCCUGAAUGUCGAGGUGCCCCAGAAAGUCAUCUCCGAGCAGAAGGAGCCCAGGGAGGAGGCGGAGCACAUGGAGGCCGCAGAACCGGAGGUCCCCAAGAAUGAAGGGAGGACCUUGUCGCCCCCUAAUGCCACCAAGAUCACCAUUAGCACACCUAGCUCUCGGCCUGCAGCUGGUUGCCAGGAGUCACCCUCUGAAGAGCAGCAUGAGGUCAAGACUGAGCAGACAGAUGGGCCCAUGGAGCCACCCCAGAGUGCCAGGAGGAAACGCAGCUACAAGCAGGCAGUGAGUGAGCUGGACGAGGAACAGCACCUGGAGGAUGAGGAGCUGCAGCCCCCCAGGAGCAAGACCCCCUCCCCACCCUGUCCGACCAGCAAGGUGGUGCGGCCCCUUCGGACCUUCCUGCACACCGUGCAGAAGAACCAGAUGCUCAUGACCCCCACCUCUGUGUCCCGCAGCAACGUCAUGAAGUCCUUCAUCAAGCGUAACACGCCCCUGCGCAUGGACCCCAAGUACAGCUUUGUCGAGAAGGAGCGGCAGCGCCUGGAGAACCUGCGGCGCAAGGAGGAGGCAGAGCAGCUCCGCAGGCAGAAGGUGGAGGAGGACAAGCGGCGGCGACUGGAGGAGAUGAAGCUGAAGCGUGAGGAGCGUCUCCGCAAGGUGCUGCAGGCCCGGGAGCGGGUGGAGCAGAUGAAGGAGGAGAAGAAGAAGCAGAUGGAGCAGAAAUUCGCUCAGAUCGACGAGAAGACCGAGAAGGCCAAGGAGGAGCGGCUAGCAGAGGAGAAGGCCAAGAAAAAGGCGGCAGCCAAGAAGAUGGAGGAGGUAGAGGCACGCAGGAAGCAGGAGGAGGAGGCGCGGAGGCUCAAGUGGCUGCAGCAGGUGCGAGCGCAGGAGGAAGAAGAGCGGCGCCACCAAGAGCUUCUGCAGAAGAAGAAGGAGGAGGAGCAGGAGCGGCUGCGGAAGGCAGCUGAGGCCAAAAGGCUGGCAGAGCAGCGUGAGCAGGAGCGGCAGCUGGCAGAGCAGCGGGAGCAGGAGCGGCAGCUGGCAGAGCAGCGGGAGCAGGAGCGGCAGCUGGCAGAGCAGCGUGAGCAAGAGCGGCAGCUGGCAGAGCAGGAGAAGCGGAAGGAGCUGGAGCGCAAGAGGGAGCGGGAGCGGCUCCAGGCUGAGAGGGAGGCGCAGGAGAGGGAGAAGGCCCUGCGGCUGCAGAAGGAGCGACUGCAGAGGGAGCUGGAGGAGAAGAAGAACAAGGAAGAGCAGCAGCGCCUGGCUGAGCAGCGGCUGCAGGAGGAGCAGGAGAAGAAAGCUAAGGAGGCGGCAGUGGCCAACAAAGGCCCGAACGUGACCAUGGACGUGCAGUCUCCAGUUUGUACAUCUUAUCAAAUGACUCCACAAGGGCACAGGGGGCCGCCCAAGAUCAACCCGGAUAACUACGGGAUGGAUCUGAACAGCGAUGACUCCACCGAUGAUGAGGCCCACCCCCGGAAGCCCAUCCCCGCCUGGGCCAGCGGCACCCAGCUCAGCCAGGCCAUCAUCCACCAGUACUACCACCCCCCGAACCUUCUCGAGCUCUUUGGGACCAUUCUCCCACUGGACUUGGAGGACAUCUUCAAGAAGAGCAAGCCCCGCUACCACAAACGCACCAGCUCUGCCGUCUGGAACUCGCCACCCCUGCAUGGCACCAGGGUUCCUGGAAGCCUGAUCUACAACCUGAAGAAGUACUGAGGCAGCCCAUCGGCCUUCUCGGCAGUCUCAGCCCCUGUCUGUGUCUGUCCGACUCUGUGUCGGUCUGGCGCCCUCCCGCCUGUGUUCCAUCCCUGAGGGUUUGGUCAGGUAGAUUGAAAUGUCCUCUGCGUGCCAGGUGUUUCUGCUACAGGUGGAAGGUGACCCCUGGCCUGUUUGGAGGCUGGGCUUGGUGGGUGGUUGGGAAGAACCAGCCCCAACCCUGUCCGGCCUGCAGGCAGCACUCUGUAAAUAGGUUGUUAUAAUUCAGCUGACUUUUAGCCUCUAGUGUUUGAAAGCUAGAUUAAUAAAGUAUAUUCCUUCAAGCCUGCUGUGGAUAUUGUGAAGACUGGGGGCCUUGGCAUAAUGCCCUGGGCCCUGGCCCUGCUGCUGUGUUUUGGACCCCUGGGUGGCCUGAAGGACCAAGGCACUGCUCCUUCACCUGCGAUAUGUGUCAAGAUCACCUGGAUCCCCAGGUGAUACUUGUUCAGUAUAUCUGACUGGCGAGCUGAAUCCUUCCUAACUUCUUGGUAACUCUAUACAGUCCCUGGACAACCCCAGAAGAGCACUGGUCUCUGCAGUUACUUUCAUGAUGGGGCAGGUGAAGAUGCUUCCUGUUUUUGUGGGUCAGGAGAGAAGACCUGGGGUUGAGGUCAGGAGACCUGGGCUCUUUUUUUUUAUACUUUAUUUUUGUUCUUGUUGAGACUAUACACAG